Bombina bombina (fire-bellied toad) is the source of this 989-nucleotide messenger RNA. Its product is annotated as OTU domain-containing protein 3-like. The transcript is spliced from 3 exons. Bases 507 to 989 code for a protein of 160 amino acids. The record is from RefSeq and is a predicted model, not a curated record. NCBI's taxonomy places the organism in Eukaryota, Metazoa, Chordata, Amphibia, Anura, Bombinatoridae.
GUGUGUACAGAAAGUGAUAACAUAAGUAUAUCUGAUUUCCCUGCAAGCUUAACCCAUUCUGGUGUCAAAGAACAAAAAUAACUAUUUCAUAAACAAGAAUAUACCUAAAGGAGUGAUUUCUCAUACAUUUUAUAACUCUGUUGCUGGUAGAACAAGUCAUUGGAAAUGUGGAAAAACAAUUUUACAGUAUAUUUUCCCUCUAAGAGACAAAAUAUGCCUGUAUAUAUUAAAAAUACCUACUCUUUGAUUUUGAACACAUUUGUCAAGCCCUGAGCUAAGUGUCAUAUCACUGCUACAAUUUUUGCAUGCCACCAAGGGGUUAAAUCACAGUUGGAAGUGCUGUAAUAUGACCCCCUGUUUACUCAGUAUCUUAGAUUUUGGACAAAUAUAUAUUUUAUGUUCCCAACUGUAUACACAGAGAUAGAUGGUAUUUAUUUCCUUGUGAAAUUAUGCGCUGUUGGAUGAAGAGAUGCGACAUUUGAGGAGCAACGCUAUUUACUUUUCAUAUGUUGAAUGUUCUGCCAAAUUUAAAUAUUUGUUGGCACAAAGUUGAAACCAUCACCAAACUUUCUUUACAGAUCCGAGGGACUGAGAAAACUACUUCACGCGAGCUGCACAUCGCUUAUCGAUAUGGUGAACACUAUGAUAGCGUCCGCCGAAUUAACGAUAACACAGAGACACCGGCAAACUUGCAGACAGAGAUGCUCUCUAAAGAGGAGUUAAAUCGUAAGGGAAAGAGGACACUGGACGACUGGUCCGAGCUGGAGGUGGAUGCUGUUCAGAAAGUGCGGAAUGCCACAGGAUGUGUGGAUGUCAGGCUCAUUAUGCAGAGCCUAGAGGCUGAAAGCUACAAUAUUGAAUCUGCCAUUCACAGUAUUCUUCAAAUAGAGGAAUUAAAGAAUAUUGGUGAGUGUGACGCAAAACCAUGUAUACUGGGUCGCGACGUGUUUGUGUUUGUGUGUGUGAGUAUGUGUGGUGUGUUUUUUUGA